Messenger RNA from Chelmon rostratus (copperband butterflyfish), 4642 nucleotides. RefSeq names its product kit ligand a (gene kitlga). The transcript has 10 exons. NCBI's taxonomy places the organism in Eukaryota, Metazoa, Chordata, Actinopteri, Chaetodontiformes, Chaetodontidae. Gene Ontology annotation, biological process: cell adhesion; positive regulation of cell population proliferation. The record is from RefSeq and is a predicted model, not a curated record. The coding region runs from base 255 to 1064 and encodes 269 amino acids. Gene Ontology annotation, cellular component: plasma membrane. Gene Ontology annotation, molecular function: cytokine activity; stem cell factor receptor binding.
AGCACUCACUGCUUGGACCUGUGUUGUAGAUAGAUGGGCUAGAUGCCACACGCCAUUAGCCUACAGGCUGCAAAGGUUGAAACUUUGAUUCCUCAUUCGUCUUCUUGUUUUGGGGGCUUUUUUCUCCUUUGCUUGGAUACUGCUGACUUAGGCGUUGGAUAUGUGCACACAGGAUGAUGACAACCCCUUUCCUCCCCGUAGAAGUAAAAUAAAAUAGGCUUUCGCACACACUGGAUUUACUCCUGUCGUUCCAUAUGAAGAAGUCAAACAUUUGGAUACGCAUUUGUGUCCAUUUACUGCUGUUCAUCGCACUUGGAGUACAUUCAAGUAAAUUUGACGUCAACCCAGUGACAGAUGACAUCUCUAGACUCUCUGUUUUGAGACAAAAUAUUCCUAAAGACUACAAAAUUCCUGUACAUUACGUUCCAAAAGAAGAGGGUGCGAUGUGUUGGGUAAAAUUAAACGUCUUCUACUUGGAGGAGAGUUUACAAGAUUUAGCACAUAAGUUUGGAAACAUUUCAUCCAACAGAAAAGAUAUUAGCAUAUUCAUCCAAAUGCUCCAAGAACUGCGGCUCAAUUUGGGGUCUGUGGAGCUGAUCAUGUAUGACUUUGAGUGCCACUACAGGAAAGAGAGGUGGCCGACAGCGCGAUACUUUGACUUUGUCAAAGACUUCCUUAUAGCUGCACAGAACACAGAGGAUUCAGACGACUGCGAUCCUCCUCCCUGUCCCACCACACCGCACACAGUAACAACAGAAGAAUAUUUAAAUGAAUCGCCCACGUCCAGCAGUAAAGGCUCCGAGUGUGCAACAGGCUGCAAACCACCUCAUGAACCGAGCGCCCUGACUGAGGUGAUGGAGCGAAGCCUUCUCUCCCUGCUGUUCAUUCCACUCCUAGCCCUGGUAUUCCUGCUUGUGUGGAAGGUCCGAUCACGGAGGAACGAGGAGGAUCUUCAAGAGAAUCCCGGAGAAGGUGCACUCUUCACAGGAACAGAAGGGACUGCACCUCCACUAGAUGCUGAAAUAUCAGAAAAAAACAAGUUGCACGUCAUUGAAACAGUGUAAAGCUUCUGCUCUUCAAUGUUCUUCAGCGUAAUUGGGCUCUACUCUUUUCUCCCGUUGACGUCCGAAGGUGAUGAAACACAAACGUGAAGCUGAAUUCCAUAAUGAGCUCUCGGAGGUAAAAGGCCUGUUUUUGACUGCUCUCCAGAUUCACAGUGGCAGACUGACAGUUGCCAUGAGUCCUCUGGUUAAACCACACCUGCUACCGUAUGGAUAAGCUUGCCUUUCUUGUCAGACUUCAUUAACCCCAUGCUUUUGAAAAAGACUGAGAUUUUAGCAGAGAAAACCCCCCCUACCGCUCCCCCACUGGAUUCUCCGGCUCCCACCAAUCGCCCACCAGAACCUGCUGCAUCGUGAACUCUUUGAGGAAGACCUUGCAUCUCCCUCAGCAUGUUGCUACAGUUUUUGGGCCCGCAGAGAGUGACUGACACAGCUUAGCUCUUAUGAACUGAGGCAUGAAUUACUACCUCCGGUGACCCUCACGUUAACCACCUCCUCAACAGCUCCACGGCUUCCUCUUAGUCUGGGUUUUCCCAAAGAAUAUAAUGUUAAACAAUGUAGUAUCAAGGUGUAGUCACAUUGUCUGCUUCAGGCAUGUACCCACGGGGGUGUGUGAUGUAUUUAUUUAUUGGUGGUGGCACUGAGCUGCUGCUGUUGAUACAGCUGAAAUGUUUCAAGCGAUCAUGUAAGAGCACCUCUACUAAUGGGUCACAUUUAGAGAACAAUCUGUGUACUAACACAUCGUAAAAACCCUUCCUGAACAAGUUACAUUUCCUCAUAUGAUGUUGUUGUCUGUAUAUAUGACUCGGGUGAUUUAGGAUUUGUGUGAAUGGAGAAAAAAAACAUAUACACAGAAUAUGCUGCUUUGACUAACUUACAUUUAGACCACUGAAAUUUGCAAUGACGUUCUGCUAACGAGUAUCAGGGAUGACUUCUGUGGAUCCAGGAUUAUUAUUAUUAUUAUUUUUUAAAGGUGAGCUGGAGCGUAGGUGUCAGACACGUGCAAGACAACGAUGGGCCUCCCAUAGUUAAUGUUCGCUCAACAAUGCCUUUAUUUUUUACGUAUCUCAUCUUUAAGCUUGCGAGGCGAAUAUUGUUACAGGAGAGAUUUUUGACAGCCUUUCGUCUGUGAGGGGCAAAGAAAGUCAAUCGCAGAUCGAAGACACAAAAGAAAGAAAUAAUAAGAAGUAAAAAGGAAUAUACAAAUGCUGCAUGAUACACAAUGUUAAAUCGAGCUAUCAAAGCUUGAGUUUUGGACCAAAUAUGCUCACAAAUCAAACCCAUUAGCUUAGACGGUUCACUCACGAGGUAUAAUCUGUUCUUACUGACUUUGCCUUUGUCCAGUAUCAGUGUUGUGCUCGCAUAAUAAAACCCAUUACAGACAAUCUGACAAAGCUAGUUAGAGCAUUCAACUGGACUCAAAUGCUAAUGAAAUGCUGAAGGAUGACGCCACUGUUUAGGAAAUUUGCAGACAUGCACCUAAGUUAUUUUCACAGUCCACAAAGCUCGCCACAUGGGAAUGCCACGCGCACCUAAAAAUCAAUUUUGCCUUAAAGUUGCACCAUGACACACUGUCAAAGGAAGUGCACCGUCACCUCCUUCACAUACUGAACUGCCACACAACGGUGUAAGUUUCAAAAAGUCUUCGCUUCUCUCGACAUACGGAGAUCCAUAAGAAAAAAGAAAAAGGAAAUCAUUUACCUGCAGUGAAAUCCAAGCAGUUGACCUGAGGUUGUUGAAUCCACAUGAAGGCAGAAGCCCUCAGGCUCAUUCCAAUGUUAAAUCAACACGCCCCUCCCUGCUUCCUCACCAUUAUCCGCUCUCAGAUCUGUUAAGUUCAGAGCUGGAGUCCCCCCCCCUUUCCCCUAAUUACACGUCUUAUCAGAGCUGUGAGGAGAGAAUGGUUUAAAAACAUCUGAACGGGGGCCGACUCCCACAAAGCCUUGCCCAGAAGCAAAGUAGAUCAAUAAUGGAUUAUAGCUAUUAAGGUAAUUAUCAAGAGUAUUAAUGACAAUCGGUAAAUAGGUAGGAGUGUGAACAGGGCACGCUGGCUGUGACCUUUCCCAUCAGGCCGCCCUGCUGUGAAUAGCUGACAAAGUGGCAGGACUCAAAUAUCUGUCUCUAGUUUCAGUAUUUCUAUCAUGUCUGUGGUCUUACAUUGUCCCAUGUUCACUCUUGGUUUUGUGCCUUGUUUGAUUAGUGUGACUGACUCCAUGUUAAAAGCCUGUCUGUACUUCUGUGUGGUAGCAGAGAGCGGAGAGGUCAUUACAGGGCAGAUUACAUGUCACCACAAGACCCCCCCACCCCCUAAGCAGACGCGAGCGCCAGACUCUCUCUCGGACAGGCGUCUGGAAAAAUGGCGGUUCAGAAAGUGAGAGAAAUAGAAAGAAUAAACUGCAGUGGUUGUGGCAUUUCCGUCACACGUUACAUUUUAGCCUUUGUAGCCUUUAGGAAACACUUAAACUGGUAACUGCUUGUUUCAUGUGUGUGUGGGACUAUCUGGUGGGAUUUUUUCUUAAUAGGAGACGACAGUAUAUUGUGCAAAAAUUUAAUCUUUGUUUGAAAAAAGUAAACCACAUUGGUGUUCAUAUAGUUCAGAGCAGCAGUACCUUUCAGCAUCAAUAGCUGGAAUUCUUUGGUGUGGUAAAGUAUUGUUUGUUGUGUUGACCUGCAAGAACGUUUUUUUUUUUUUUUUCAAUUCAAAAAUGCAUUUUUGAAGAACACUCUUUGUUAUUUUUACUCUUGAUGGCGAUGUAUUACCUGUGCCAUAGUCUCUAUGGCAUCUUAGAGCUGAGUCUGUGUUAGAAAAAGUAUACCACAUUGGUGUUCAUAUAGUCCACAGCGACAGUACUUCUAGUAGGGAUUUCUGAAAUUGCUGGUGUGGUAAAGUUUUUUAAAGCCUUUAGCAAAUUAUCUCUAUUCAAAAUGCAUUUUUGAACAAAUAUUGGAGCAUACUAUCUGCGGCAGUUUAGACCUGAGACUUCCUCUUCGAUCACCUUUAGGUUUCGCUUCUCUACAUGAAGACUAUUACGUGCAGUGCCCAGUAUUCUGACAGAGACACAGGCUAGUGUAGCCACAAACGAACUAACAAGCAAGGUAUGCUAUGUCAAAAGUUGCUUUUUAUACAUAGUCUAUGGAUAUCAUGAGCUGCAACAGGUCUAAGCUGUGAACAAAGCAAAAAAACAAAAAAAAAAAAAAAAAACAUGGUCUCCCAUUUUCCUGCCUUUUCAAGAGCCUCAAACAGUCUGUGUGUCUGAUGCAUGGAAGCCAGAAACCGAGCAAUUUCAUGCAUUAGUCGAGAGGAUGACUGCCCUUAAAUACUGUUCUUAAGUGGGUUGUUGUGUGGUCUGAGUGUGAGCAGAGCCACAUCUUGAACAGUGCUUUCAGGCUCUAGUGAUCCAACCUGUCCCACUUCUGUGGGAUGAAUUAAAUGGCUCGAGGCAGGAAAUAAGUCUGGGUGCCAAAAAGUAAAUGUAAUUAUUGCCCAGUUGGUAUUCUGGGUGAAAACUCUACUGUAUUCUGUAUUUUUGUAUAAAUGUAAAGAAACAUAUAUGAGAUAUGAAUAAAGUACAUGUACCCAA